UGAGCUACCUGACAAGAACAUUAGAGAUUCUCUUUUAAAGCUGAAAGCUGCAAAGGAUCAAGGGGGUGUUGAUUCUUUUUUGGCUGAGAGUGAGUGGAGAUAUGACAUUGAUGGAUUGUCCCAAACCCUCCUAAUUAAAGAUAAGCUGAUGUUCAUUGAGGAGGUCACCAAAUACUUCAUCAUCACAAAAUGCAAACCAAUGCUUGAUCAGCUCAUUGAAGGCCUCAAUUAUUAUGAUGUUUUGCAACUGGUCCGUGCUAAUAAAGGAAUGGCAAACUAUUUAUUCCAGUACAAUCCAGAGGAAAAGAUGGAUGGCAGCAAGCUGAUAAAAAUCAUGAAACCUAAUUUUUCUCCAAUUGGUCACCAUCUUAGAGAACCACAAGAAAUAAUAAUGGCUAAAUUUAUCGCCUUCAUCAAGUCCAUGGAAGAUGGAAGUUUGCUGGGAAACUUACAUGAUGAAGGAAUCGAGUUGACAGAAGAAGAGGAGCGCUUUGCUUCUGAAGCAACUCCUAAGCAUAUUCUUCUAUUUGCAACUGGUGCAACCAACGUACCUACUAUUGGCUUUGUACCUAAACCAACAAUCACAUUUGUUCAUGAUGAUGGCAAGAUGAUACCAUCAGCUCAGACCUGUUCCAACUCAUUGCAUUUGUAUGUGAACAAGAAGACACUAGAUUGUAGCCUGGCCCAUUGCUUGCUGACAGCUUUAAUGAAUGGAGGAAUAUUUAGUAAAUUGUGAGGAAGAAUAACAAUGUGUCCCUUGUUUUGGGGAUUUAGUUAAACUUUUGCAGAGUUAUGUUACAGACAUUAUUUACAAAUGGUGUGCCAAAAAAAAAAAAAAAAAAAAAUU
Xenia sp. Carnegie-2017 is the source of this 847-nucleotide messenger RNA. Its product is annotated as G2/M phase-specific E3 ubiquitin-protein ligase-like. NCBI's taxonomy places the organism in Eukaryota, Metazoa, Cnidaria, Anthozoa, Malacalcyonacea, Xeniidae. The transcript has 4 exons. Gene Ontology annotation, molecular function: ubiquitin-protein transferase activity. Bases 149 to 736 code for a protein of 195 amino acids. The record is from RefSeq and is a predicted model, not a curated record.